CAUAUUAAGUUUUUUUCCCCGACGAAACUGGAAACAGCAGCAGCAGCCGUUUGAAUAUAAUAUCAUUCCCAUUUCGAGCUAAAACGUCGUUGAGUGCCAAACAGGAAUAACCAACGGCGCACCAUGCCUUCGGCUGCAAAUACCGCUACUGCUACCGCUGCAACUGCCAACAACAACAACAACAGCAGCAGCAACAACGCCGCCGCCGCCAGCAAGGAGAAGCGCUCCUCAAUCACUUCGCUGGGCGGAUCGGGAAUCGCCGGAGGAGCCGAUGCGACCAAUGGCCAAAACACCACCAUCACCACCACCAACAACAACAACAAUGCAGCAGCGGCGGCGCCGGCUGGCACGGAAGGCAGCCAAACGGAUUUGGCCAGCAGCAGCACGAACACGGCGAGCAAUGGGAACGCGGCCAAAUUGAAGGCGACUCCAGAGCCGUACAAUCCGCUCAAGCAGCUGCUGGUGACCAUCGAGCACAAGAUCCGGAAUCUGGAGAAGCGCAAGACCAAACUGGAGUCCUAUCGCGCCAUACAGAGCACCGGCAAGGAGCUGAGCGGCGACCAGGCUUCGGCUGUGGCCAAAUACGAUGCGGUCCUGGCCAAUCUGGAGUUUGCCCGCGAGCUGGCCAAGCAUAUUCAGCAGCAGUCCAAGGAAGCCGAAAAGGAGCAGAAGAAGCAGGCGCGCAAGGACAACCUGGCGAAGACAAUUGCUGAGACGGCCAAGAUCAAGGAGGUUCUGAUCAUCCAGAAUGUGCUCAGCUGCUUCAACGACGAACAAGUGCGCAACGAUUUUCUGACCGGCGAAAACGGAGCGACCAAAUUGGACAGCAGCGAGCUGGAUGUGCUGGAGAAAUUCUGCAUGGAGACUCAAACUCGUCGCCCGGAAACCGCUGACGAUGUUAGCUUUAUUACCACUGCCCAAAAGUCUGCUGAACUGUUUUCUUCGACCAUCAAUGCGCGUCCCAAGUCCUUCGGCGAUAUGACCUUCGAGAAGUUGCGCACUCUCUUCCAGCAGAUCCAGGACUCUGGGUACUUGGACAAGUACUAUCUGGUGCCCCUGGCCGAUAACGCGGUGGCCAACAGCACGGAUAGUGGCACUGGAAGCGGCGAUGGAGAGGGCGGUGACUUGUUGAACGAUGGCUCGGGCGAGCUCGACACGGAACUGCCAUCGGAGCCAUCGGCACGCACCUCGUUGGAAGAGGGAUUGGACAAGUUGCAUCUGGGAGUGCAAACCGAUCUGGAGCAGCAUCCACAGCACCAGCAACAGCAGGAGCGUCCGGGACAUCUUAUACUGGAGCAGCAGCACCAGCGUGCUCCUUCUCUGGAGCAUCAGCAGCAGCAGAACUUGGUGGUGCAGCAACAACAACAGCAGCAGCCACCACCUCAGGUUUACCAGGCAGCUCCUCCGGCCGGAGGAACCACUACUCCAGUUCACGUUCUGUACGCCCCUGCGCCGCCUCCCCAGCAGCAGCAGCCGCCACAUCCUCACCAGCUGUUGAGCAGCCCCGUGAAUCUCCAGGCCUUGCAGUCGGGAGCCGCAGCUCCGCCGCCACAGCAACUGCAACCGCAUCCAACUCACGUUGCUCUCAAUGUGCGCGCCGUGGAACAGAACUACUUCAAGCAGCCACCGCCGCAUGCGCAGGCUCCUGGACUGCAGGCACCACCAACGCCCCAGCAGCAGCAGUUUAUGCAGCAGUUGCGUCCCUUGGCGGAGGUUCUAGGCACAGGAAGCUUCCACUUUCUGCAGGACAGUGAACUGGACAAUCCUGAGGCUUUAGCCCCACCACCGCCGACCAAUCAGGGAUUGGUUUUCGAGCAGCAGCCGCAGCAGCCCAACCAUGUCGAAGAACCACCGCAGGCCAUACAAACGCUGACCUUCACCAACCAGUCGUUCCCAUCGCAGCAGCCUAAGCCCCAGCAGCAGGCUCCUCCUCCGCAGCAGCAGCAGCUGUUCUCCCCUGUCCUGAUUCACGAACAACGUCAGCAGCAACCUCAGCAGCAGCCGCAGCCCAUGUUGAUUAUGCCGCGUCUGCCAACACAGCAGCCUCAGCAGCCGGCUCCUCAGGGAAUUGGAAUGCAGCCGGGCGAUGUAACCUCAGUUUUUCCGUACGAAAAUGCUGUGGUAACCUAUGAGCAACAGAUCCAGCAGCAGCUGAAGCAACAGCAACAUCAGCAGCAGCAACAACAGCAACAUCAGCAGCAGCAGCAGCUGGAAGAGUCUUCAUCUGUAAACACCUCUUCGAGUGUGGGCGCUGGUGGAGAUGUGGAGAACAAUGAAUGGCAUGCUCGUAAUAACGAUACAAAUGCCGCAGCCACAGCUGCGCUUACGAAUGUGCUCAAAGGCGAGGCCACACCACCGGCCCCGCCCACCAAGUGGAGCUCGGAGAUGAAUGCCAUGAGCAGUGCUGCCUCGAAUGGCAGCAGCAACACCAGCCACAAGCAGGAAUGGGCCACGCCCAGGGACCACAGCGCUGGCGGUGGCAAUGGCGGUUAUGCGGACAACGAGGGCAACAACCACUGGAACAACUCGCAGGGCGAGGGACGUCGCAACUCGGGCAACUACCAGCGACGCGGGGGAGAUCGGGACAACCGGGAUCGCGAUCAGGGAGGGCGUGGCGAUGAGCGGCGCAAUGGCGGCGACAGAGGCAACUACCGCUCGCGUCAGUACGGCAACUCAUCGAACCCGAACGGACGCAACUCGGGCAACAGCGGCGUGUACUUCCGCAACAAUGAGUCGGGCAACGGUGGGGGCAACAGCUACUACCAGAAUGGCGGAGGUGGCGGUGGCACGUACAACAAGGAGUCGCGCUACGAGUCCUCUGGCGGCGGCGGUGGAAGCUAUCGUGGUCAGCGCGGUGGCAACCAGCAGAGGAAUGUCAAUGGUUCGUACGGAGGCGGCAGGCCCAUGGGCGAUCGCGGGCGUGGCGGAGCGGGCAACCAGGGAGGUGGUGGUGGCUACAUAAACCGCCAGAACCAGUCGCAACGCAUGCCUCUCGGACUGGAGAAUAAAAACUGAGCAAACAAUACGUAUUAACCGAAAACAAAAAACAUACAAUUCAUGCAAACCAUACACACAAAACACACAUACAGAAAACAAGGAAAUCAAUCAUCCACAUGCAAAUAAUGGCAACGUAGACGUACAAUUAUCGUUACGUAAAAAACUCUCAACCAGAAGGAACGGAAGUCUAUCAAAAAGAAUCCUUUAUAACACAACUAGGGAAACGAAAAUGAAGCAGCAGCAAAACCGAUUCGUGCGCAUUUUUGAAUACAAUUUAUAAUUAUUUUCCUUGA
Molecule: messenger RNA, 3290 nt
Organism: Drosophila subpulchrella
Lineage: Eukaryota; Metazoa; Arthropoda; Insecta; Diptera; Drosophilidae
Gene: Capr
Product: caprin homolog
Exons: 4
Coding region: 124-3015 (963 amino acids)
Cellular component (GO): cytoplasm
Molecular function (GO): RNA binding
Source: RefSeq, a predicted model, not a curated record